This is a messenger RNA of Geosmithia morbida, 1380 nucleotides long. Its product is annotated as tubulin gamma. Gene Ontology annotation, cellular component: nucleus; spindle; gamma-tubulin complex. Gene Ontology annotation, biological process: mitotic spindle organization; meiotic spindle organization; mitotic sister chromatid segregation. The annotation marks the transcript as partial. The record is from RefSeq and is a predicted model, not a curated record. The transcript has 5 exons. Gene Ontology annotation, molecular function: structural constituent of cytoskeleton; GTP binding. Lineage: Eukaryota; Fungi; Ascomycota; Sordariomycetes; Hypocreales; Bionectriaceae.
GAGAUCAUUACCAUCCAGGCCGGACAGUGCGGUAACAGCAUCGGCAGCCAGUUUUGGCAACAGCUAUGCCAAGAACACGGGAUCAACCAGGAUGGUAACCUCGAGGAGUUUGCAACAGAAGGAGGUGACAGGAAGGAUGUGUUUUAUUACCAGAGCGAUGAUACGCGGUAUAUCCCGCGCGCGAUUCUGAUAGAUCUCGAGCCGAGGGUCAUCAACGGUAUUCAGAGCGGCCCGUACAAGAAUAUUUACAACCCGGAAAACUUCUACGUCAGCAAGGACGGACGAGGGGCGGCAAACAACUGGGGUGAUGGGUACCAGACUGGCGAGGCGCUGUGUGAGGACAUUAUGGAGAUAAUCGACCGCGAGGCUGACGGGAGUGAUUCGCUAGAGGGCUUCAUGAUGCUACACUCGAUUGCGGGCGGCACAGGAUCCGGUCUGGGGUCGUUCAUGCUGGAGAGGCUGAACGACCGGUUCCCAAAAAAGAUCAUCCAGACGUACUCGGUCUUCCCGGAUACGACCAACUCGGGGGAUGUGGUGGUGCACCCGUAUAACAGCAUCCUGUCGCUGCGGCGGCUGACGCAGAACGCCGACUCGGUCGUGGUGCUGGACAACGGUGCGCUGUCGCACAUCGCGGCCGACAGGCUGCACGUGCAGGAGCCGUCGUUCCAGCAGACGAACCAGCUCGUGGCCACGGUCAUGUCGGCCAGCACCACGACGCUCCGCUACCCGGGCUACAUGCACAACGACCUGGUCAGCAUCCUGGCCUCGCUGAUCCCCACCCCGCGCUGCCACUUCCUCAUGACGGCCUACACGCCCUUCACGGGGGAUCAGGUCGAGCAGGCCAAGACGGUGCGCAAGACGACCGUCCUCGACGUGAUGCGGCGGCUGCUCCAGCCAAAGAACCGCAUGGUCUCCACCGUCCCGGGCAAGAAGAGCUGCUACAUCUCAAUCCUCAACGUCAUCCAGGGCGAGGUCGACCCCACCGACGUUCACAAGAGCCUGCUGCGCAUCCGCGAGAGGCGCCUCGCCACCUUCAUCCCCUGGGGCCCCGCCAGCAUCCAGGUCGCCCUCACGAAGAGGAGCCCGUACAUCCCCAUGAGCCACCGCGUCAGCGGUCUCAUGCUGGCCAACCACACUAGCAUCGCCACGCUGUUCAAGCGUAUCGUUAAGCAAUAUGACGGUAUGCGUAAGCGCAACGCCUUCAUGGAAGCGUACAAGAAGACGAGUCCCUUCUCCGAGAGUCUGGCAGAGUUCGACGAGGCCAGAGCCGUCGUGACGGAUCUUAUUGGGGAGUAUGAGGCUGCCGAAGACGCAGACUACCUCAACCCGGAUGGUGGUGACAAGGCUACGUCGGCAGAGACGGAUAGGAGGACCGGGUGA